CAGCAAGCUGUCAUUAUAGAGUGUACGUCACCACUGUAAAUAGAAGUGCGGAGCGCCUCUGAGGAAUACUGAAGUAGAAAUUCCUCGGAGCUAUAAGUUCCAGGUCUUCAUAUCCGUACGGAAGAAAAAAGUUUGUGUUCAAUCCAAGCGGUGUUCAUUGUCCGAUAUUAACAUGGCCUCGUCUCCAGUUUUAAACCCUGAUAUUCCCUACGUUGGCGAUGUAGAGGGUGGACUAUUUCCUGGCAAAAUGGUCAAAGUCCAGGGAAAAAUACCGCCGCAAGCAGUUCGUUUUGCAAUAAAUUACCAGCUAGGACCGAAUAUAAACCCCCGAGAUGAUAUAGCCAUUCAUGUAUCGCCUCGAUUCCCAGAAGGUUUUGUCACCAGAAAUCAUAUAGAGUCGAUGAGCUGGGGAAAUGAAGAAAACGAAGGACCCCUUUGGCUGGUACCGGGUCAAGAAUUUGAGAUAAUUAUUUUGUGCGAGCAGCCUUGUUACAAGAUCGCUAUCAACGGCAGGCACUUCACAGAGUUUGCCCAUCGUUUACCCUAUGAAAAAGUAACUCAUUUGGUCAUCGACGGUGAUGUCGAAGUCAAUUCCAUCAAAUACGAAAGCGGCACUCCUGCCGCCCCACAGGCACCAAGGGCACCAAUCGUGCCAGACGUUCCCGCAGCUGAUUUUGGACCACCAGGUCCAGGAGGCUUGUAUCCAACCUUGAAAAAUCAGGAUCCUGUGGGACCUCAGGGCGGCGGUUACCAGCCUCCCGGUAAUUAUGGGUCACAUCCGGAUGCCUAUGGUGGAUCCGGCGGAUACAAUCCACCGAGAGCUUACGGCUAUCAGCCGGGCUAUGAAAAGCCUGAAGAAGAAGAAGCAUUCGGAGGAUGUUUGGACAAAGUGGGUCUUGCCCUUGGAGGACUUGCUGCAGCUGGUGGUGUUGCGGCAGUUAUGCAUGCCAUGAAUAAAAAAAAGGAACAAGAGCAAGAACAUGAGAAAUCAGAUGGUUCCAAGACGCAAUCAGAAGGAGGUUUUGGCGGUUUUGAUAUGGCUUCCAUUGGCACCGCUCUGGCAAGCACGCUGGCUUCUGGUGCUUUACAAGGUGACAAUAGAUCUUAUCCCCAAAGCGGCUAUCCUCCUCAUGAUUCCAAUAGCGGUGGCGGUGGCGUACUGGGAUCUAUCUUAGGAGCACUUGGCAGUGGAGGUGGCAGCGGUGGUGGGCACCAGCCAUCGUAUGCGCCACAGCAAUCCGGAGGAGGCGACGCGUUCGGUGGAGCCUUGAGCUCGAUUCUGGGCGGCGUUCUUGGAGGCGGAGGAGGAGGAGGAGGAAAUCAGCAACCGAGUUACCAGCCAGGUUAUCAGCCUGGAUACCAGCCCUCCGGAGGAUACAAUUAUCAGCCAUCGGGUGGAUACCCUUCGAAUCAAGGUUCUGAUGGUUCCAAUCUUUUAUCAGGAAUCGGUUCCGCCAUUGGAUCAUCGCUCUUCAGUUCUGCUCUAGAUGGGCUAAGCAAGCAUGGCAAGGACAAACCUCAAGGAUAUAACAACCACUCACAGGGCCCAGUCAACUAUGGAAUGCAAAAUGAUUCUCACAGCACUCGACCCGCCUCAGGUCAAGCAGAUCCGCCUUCGUCUGGCGGAGGCACCAAGCUUACGGCUGCAGAAAUUUCUCGUGGACUUGGUCUUGGCGACGACGAAGACUAAUAAGUACAUUCUUGAUGGUACAAUGAAAAGUGUCCGCAUGGCUGUAUUUCCAUUUCUUAUACAAUAAGAUACUGAUAUUAUGUUGCUAGUUAAUUGAAACCUUGAUACUCCUGACUGAUAGAAAUGAACAAACCUAGCGGGAUGCGUUUACGCUUAGGAGUGAAUAAUGUUACAUGCAUACAGUGAGUUCUCAGCGUACAGAAUUUCGUCAAAAGUAGUAUAAUACCGAAACUAAAAUUUCAGGAUAAGAGCGUGACUCAGAAUAUUAUGCAAUAAUUGUCUGUUGAUAAUAUAAUAUGAUUUAAAUAAUAAUAAGAUAUAUUUCGACGACGUUUACCUUGAGAAAAUUAGAAGGUAAUUUAUUAAAAUACAUUGAAAUUUCUGUGGAAUCUAGUUCUAGUAUAUUUUAGAGAGAUCCAUGUGGAAGUUAUUCCUACGGAGCAACAUUUCUACUUAUAUGAGUUAGUUUUUCAAUGCGCAAGCAUACACACAAAGAAUAUCUGAGGUUGAGGGUAAAUUAUCAUCCGUAUGGAACACUUUUCACUAUACCUGAAAGAUCAAGCAAGUGCGGAUAAGAAUGAGAUGUUUGGAGUGUAAACAAGGCCUUGAAAAAUUUAUAGUAUGAUGUAAUUCUCUGUAACGAGUAGAAUCUCUGCUUGGAUUAGGUACAUAAAUUCUAUAAAAUUAUUAACUGUCUACGAAUAUAAUAGCACAAAUUAUAUGCAUGUAAUAAACUUAAUAUUAUAGCCGUUACAUGCUCGUUGAAACAGGCAGGGCGGGUCCCCCGACCUUUUACAGGAGAGAAAAUUAAAAAUUUUAUAGAUAUAUGAUGUUUAAAAUGAAUUUUAAUCGGUUUGACAGGUUGUUUCUUUGUUUUUUUCAUAAAAUGAGUUCCAAAUUACUUUAAUUCUGCAUUUUCGCAAUUUACUGGUACCAAUGUUACAGACUUUAUGAUAUAUACAUAAUGUAUAAGUGAUUUUCAAUCAAAGUAUUCGUAUAAACGGAGAAUGAAAAAACCGUUGACGAGUUUACAAGAUCUGAUGAGGUAUCCUCGGAAUUAUUUACAUGGAUUUAUGAUUAAAUAACUUUUGAUAAUAUUUUUGUUGAUUACUUGCAGCACCUCCCCCGACAACAAAGCUCUCGUUAUUUUGUACAAAUUAUUUAAUUUUUGUAUAAUUCUAAUACUAGUCUAUUAAGCGAAACGUUUGCCUUACAAAUUUCGAUAUGUAAAAUAUUUUAUAAACGCAUGGUUUGCAUCAUGUAGUACAUUACAUUGUAUACAUGUACGAAAAUCCAAUAAACAAUGGAAUUUACGAA
Molecule: messenger RNA, 3007 nt
Organism: Diprion similis
Lineage: Eukaryota; Metazoa; Arthropoda; Insecta; Hymenoptera; Diprionidae
Product: spidroin-2-like
Exons: 6
Coding region: 173-1690 (505 amino acids)
Molecular function (GO): carbohydrate binding
Source: RefSeq, a predicted model, not a curated record